ACGAAAUUUCAAUGGGAUAAAAUUGAAAUAUUUAAAAAAUAUUCAUGAAAAUAGAAAUCUUUUAGAAAUAAUAUUAACGGAUAAACACUGUCACGUAAUCAUAUCGUAGAUAUCUAACUAUAUAAAAAUUCUCGUGGAACGUUUUAAAAAAUAAAAAUAAUUACGAUCGAUCGCGUCAAACGAUUUCUAUCGCUACAAUGUAUCGCUCAUAUCGAUUUAUAUAGAAUGAGCAACGUUUAUCUGUAAAUAUUAUCAAAAAUUAAGCGAACUUAUAAGUAUAAUAUUAAUAACUACGACAUUGAUAUCAAUCAAUCAAUCAAUCAAUUAAUCAAUAAUUUUCUCGACAAUGAAUCUCGUCAUAAGACUGAUUUUUCAGACAUUUCUUACGCAUUCCGUGAAAGAAAGAAAGAAGAAUCUUAACUAGUAAAAAUAUACUAUGAAAGAACAAAAAAAAAAAAGAAGAAAGAAAAAAAAUACAAUACACACACACACAUACAUAUAUAUAUAUAUAUAUAUAUAUGCAUUAUGUAAGAACAAAUACAUCGACAUUAUCAUAAAUUUUUUAAAUUAAUAAUAAUAAGUAGCCAACUUUUUACACUUACCACCGAUAAAUAAAUAGAUUAUAAGUUGCGUCAUUUUAAUUGCGAUUUAUAAAAAGCUUUAGAAAGCUUUACUACGAUACUUGUAUAUAUAAUAUCAUUUGUAUUUAUUAUUUUGUAUGUAACUAGGUAUAUAUAUAUAUAUAUAUAUAUAUACUUUUACAACAUUGUUAUAUAAUUAUGUGUACGUACGCAUAAUAUAUCAAAAGAUGACAAUAAAUGUGCUGCGAAAGCAAAUUUAUGAUAUUUCGUUAAUUUUCCUAUUAAAUCUCUUUAUGUGUGUGUGUGGAUUUUAUGUAUAAGUAGAUUUUAUUCGACUUACAAGUUUUUUUUUUAUCAUUUUCUUCAUGAUAGGUUAGUAAUAUGUUUUUCUAAUGAAGAAAUUCGUUCGUCCAAUAGUCAAAAAUAUGUAUUCUUCGAAAUCGUUGAAUAGUAGAGUACAUAAAUAUUAUGAUAAUUGAUUGGUAAAAGAAAAAAAAAGAAAAGGAAGAAAAAAAAAGAAAAGAAAAAAAAAACGAAACAAAAUAAAAACACAAUUUAAAAUUCAUAAAUAUCGUGAAUUUAAAAAAUAUAGUUCGCCCGCGUUCGUUAAUUCAACGUUAUGUAAACUUUACGAACGCAAGGAAUAUGUGCGAUAUAGCACCAUCUAGAAUCGUGCGACCAAUGAGAAUGAUGAUUCGAGCGCGCCGAACCGAAAGCAUUUACAUUUUCGACCAAUCGUCUUCAAGCUCGUCGUCGCUUUCGUCAUAAUCACAAAUUUAUCGUAUAAACAAAUAUCACCCAUAUUUUCUUUCUCAUUUUUUUUCUUCUCUCUCUCUCUCUCUCUCUCUCUUUCUUCUUCGUAUAAAUCUAAUAUUAAAACGAUGAUCGUAUAUAAGAGUAAUUCUCGUAUGUGGUUAUGAAACAAAAGAGAGAAAGAGAAAGAGAGAGAGAGAAAGAGAGAGAGAGGGAAGAAGAAAAGGAAAAAAGAAAGAAAUAAUGUAACAGGAGAAACGACCAAUCAACGUUCGUUUAUGAAAGAAUCUCAAAUCCGAUUUUCAUUCAGACAAGUAAUUCUUAGAACUUUUGGAAAUCAGCUGAUGACGUAAUAACCAACGAAUGACGGUGGCACCAAAAGAGACAAAACUUGUAUAUCCAUAUAUAUAUGUAUAUAUAUAAUAAGUGUCUAUGCUAUGCUAUGCGCGUCUGUGUAUGUGUGUGCGUGUAUGUGUAUGUAUGUAUGUAUGUAUGCGUGUGUUGGUGGGCGCGAGACAAAGUAUGGCGUAGGAUUUGUGGCCUCGUUCAUCGAAGUGCUUCGAGAGUCUGGCAUUGAACGAUAAAAAAGACGACAUCGUGUCGGAUCGUAUAGCAGGAUGAGCGUCGAUGCUUAUGGGCCAAGUAGCCAAACCCUAACGUUCCUUGAUACCGAGGAAGCUGAUUUAAUUGGUGCCGAUACUCAAGGAAGUGAAUUUGAUUUCACAGACUUUACAUUACCAUCACCAAGCCAGACACAGGCUUCGCAACACGAUGCGGCUCAAAGUCAACCGAGUCAGCCUAUACAGGUUAAUGGAACGAGCGGUAGUUCGUCAUUGGACUUAAAAAUUUCUGGUGCUGCUCAGAGCCUAGCCGAAUUACAAUUUGAAGAGGAAGAAGAAGAGGCAUAUUAUAAUCGUGAUUUACCAGAACAUGCUUGCAAAUAUUGCGGUAUUCAUGAAGCUUCUUGCGUCGUUAUGUGCAAUGUAUGUCGUAAAUGGUUCUGCAAUGGACGAGGCAAUACAUCUGGUUCUCAUAUUAUCAAUCACCUUGUUCGAGCAAAGCACAAAGAAGUUACAUUGCACAGAGAUGGACCAUUGGGUGAAACUGUAUUAGAAUGUUAUUCUUGUGCGGUUAGAAAUGUAUUUGUUCUUGGUUUUAUACCGGCUAAAGCAGAUUCUGUUGUCGUAUUAUUGUGCCGACAACCUUGUGCAGCCCAGAGCUCUCUAAAAGACAUGAAUUGGGAUCAAGAACAAUGGAAACCAUUGAUAGAAGAUCGUAGUUUCUUAGCAUGGCUUGUAAAAAUACCAUCUGAACAGGAACAGCUAAGAGCCAGACAAAUAUCUGCUCAACAGAUUAACAAAUUGGAAGAAUUGUGGCGAGACAAUGUUGAUGCAACUUUUCAAGAUCUUGAAAAGCCUGGUGUAGAUGAAGAACCGCAACAGGUCUUAUUACGUUAUGAGGAUGGAUACCAAUAUCAGAAUAUAUUUGGCCCGCUUGUAAAAUUAGAAGCUGAUUAUGACAAACGUUUAAAAGAAUCACAGACCCAAGAAAAUAUUGAAGUAAGAUGGGACGUAGGUCUGAAUAAAAAAACAAUAGCAUAUUUUAUGUUAGCUAAAACUGAUGGUGAUAUGAAAUUAAUGCAUGGAGAUGAAUUAAGACUUCGUUAUUUGGGAGAACUUCACAAACCAUGGUCUGGUAUUGGUCAUGUUAUCAAAAUUCCUGACAAUUAUGGAGAAGAAGUUGGUAUAGAAUUGAAAAAUAACGCAGGCGCUCCUACAGAGUGCAUUAGUAAUUUUGUCGUUGAUUUCAUCUGGAAAAGCACAAGCUUUGAUCGAAUGCAAUUGGCACUACGAAAAUUUGCCGUGGAUGAUACAUCCGUAUCAGCGUAUAUAUAUCAUAGAUUGCUCGGUCACGAAGUAGAAGAAGUUCUAUUUCGUUGUCAUUUACCGAAACAUUUUAGUGCUCCUAACUUGCCAGAUUUAAAUAGAUCCCAAGUAUACGCUGUAAAACAUGCUGUACAACGACCAUUGUCUUUGAUACAAGGUCCGCCUGGUACAGGAAAAACUGUAACCAGCGCUACAAUAGUAUAUCAGCUUGUGAAACAAAACGGAGGUCCGGUACUUGUUUGUGCACCAUCUAAUACCGCGGUCGAUCAACUUACGGAGAAAGUACAUAAAUCUAAUUUAAAGGUAGUACGUCUUUGUGCAAAAUCACGUGAGGCGAUUGAUUCGCCCGUAAGUUUUCUUGCAUUGCACAAUCAAAUAAAAAAUAUGGAGACAAAUACGGAAUUGCAAAAGCUUCAACAAUUGAAAGACGAAACGGGAGAAUUAUCAAGCGUAGAUGAAAAACGUUAUAGACUUUUAAAGAAAGCUGCAGAAAAAGAAUUGUUAGAGGCGGCCGAUGUGAUAUGUUGCACCUGCGUUGGCGCAGGUGAUCCAAGAUUGCACAGAUUAAAAUUUCACUCUAUACUUAUAGACGAAAGUAUGCAAGCAACGGAACCAGAAUGUAUGGUACCAGUUGUUCUUGGAGCUAAACAAUUAAUACUUGUCGGAGAUCAUUGCCAAUUAGGACCUGUGGUUAUGUGUAAGAAAGCUGCAAGGGCUGGACUUUCCCAAUCAUUAUUUGAAAGAUUGGUCGUUCUUGGCAUCAGACCAUUUCGUCUUGAGGUCCAAUAUCGUAUGCACCCAGAUCUGUCUCGUUUUCCAUCUAAUUUCUUUUACGAAGGUUCCCUUCAAAAUGGAGUGUGCGCCGACGAAAGAAAAUUAUUAAAGAUUGAUUUUCCUUGGCCUGCUCCUGACAAACCUAUGUUCUUCUACGUAACUCAAGGUCAAGAAGAAAUUGCUGGUAGCGGUACAUCUUAUUUGAACCGAACGGAAGCAUCUAACGUAGAAAAAAUAACGACAAGAUUUUUACGUUGCGGCGUAAAACCAGAACAAAUUGGUGUAAUAACACCUUACGAAGGUCAAAGGGCAUACUUGGUUCAGUACAUGCAAUAUCAAGGUUCGCUGCAUUCUAAAUUAUAUCAAGAAAUAGAAGUCGCAAGUGUCGAUGCUUUUCAAGGACGCGAAAAGGAUAUAAUAAUUAUGUCUUGCGUAAGAUCGAAUGAACAUCAGGGUAUAGGAUUUUUAAACGAUCCAAGAAGAUUAAACGUUGCAUUGACUCGUGCAAAAUAUGGUAUUAUUAUCGUAGGAAAUCCAAAAGUACUUUCGAAACAACCACUUUGGAAUCAUUUGCUGAGCUUUUACAAGGAACAAAAGGUCCUUGUAGAGGGCCCAUUGAAUAAUUUGAAAGAAUCUAUGAUACAAUUUGCUAAACCAAAAAAGCUUGUUAAUGCCGCAAAUCCAGGAUCACACUUUAUGACGACAUCUAUGUACGAUGCCAGAGAGGUUUUGAUUCCUGGUUCUGUUUACGAUCGUUCCGGUAAUCAGGUUAACGGAACUCAAAAUCACAAUCCGUAUUAUCAGAGAAACGUACCUUUGGAUAUUUUCAGUAGAACUCACGAUACCAUAAGUUACAUAAGCCCUGAAAGAGCACAGGCCGCCAUGAAUAAUGUACCAGUCCCAGUUGGUAUGUUUAUGAACAUGGCCCAUGUACCACCGCGUUUUUAUAAUCAACAUCAACAGGCUCUACAAGCAAGACAAAAUCAACGAAAUAGACGUGGCACUCCCGCAUCUAAAAAUAAAUCUGGUGCGCGUAUGGGUAAGCUAAGUCAAACCGAACAAAACACACAACCAUACAGCCAACCAGGAUUACCAUUGACUCAAGGGACAACUCAGGGUAUGUCUCAGCCAGGAUUCAGUCUUUCUCAGCCUGGAUUAAGCCAGGCUGAACUUUCACAGGAUUCCUUCGCGGUUGGGGAAUUUCAAUCACAAAUGGACGGCCUGCUGUCCCAAGAUUCGACUUAUCAAGGUGAUAGAAGUGGUUUUUAUCAAUCUGGUCAGUCACAAGCCGGGGGACAAUUCUCCCAGCCAUACUGAGCCAAGACCAUACGGCUGAGCAACGCAAUUGCCAUGCAGCGUCGCGGGAGCGACUGAAGGCUCGUUUGACCAAUUCUUCUUCGACCAACAACUCAAAUCACUAACUGCGCAAAACGGUAAAACGGCUCGGCGAUCGAGUAUGGUAUAUGAAUGGGAGUCGUCGGCGUAAAAAAGUGGAUUUAAGGGAGAAAGUCUGUCGCCGUCGUCGUCGUCGUCGUCGUCUUCGUCUUUGUCGUCGUCGUCGUCUUCGUCGUCGUCGUCGUCGUCGUCGUUGUCGUUGUAGUCAUCGUCGCCGUCGCUGUCGCCGUCGCCGUCGCCGUCGUUAACGAUUACUCGUCGAAUGAUGGAAAUGAAUGAUAACCGCUGGUUAUAAUAGUGCGACAAGAAACAGAAAAACAUCUUAAACAGGGAGACGACAACGAAUAUUACCAAUCACCGUGACACGCGUUUACCGUGAACGGACCGUUUUAUCGCGGGGAUCGAGUGACGCUAGGAUUAAAAAGUCAAAAAAAAAAAAAAAAAAAAAAA
Molecule: messenger RNA, 5839 nt
Organism: Vespa velutina
Lineage: Eukaryota; Metazoa; Arthropoda; Insecta; Hymenoptera; Vespidae
Gene: Upf1
Product: regulator of nonsense transcripts 1
Exons: 6
Coding region: 1952-5311 (1119 amino acids)
Biological process (GO): nuclear-transcribed mRNA catabolic process, nonsense-mediated decay
Cellular component (GO): cytoplasm
Molecular function (GO): RNA binding; ATP binding; hydrolase activity
Source: RefSeq, a predicted model, not a curated record